Messenger RNA from Nelumbo nucifera (sacred lotus), 1188 nucleotides. The record is from RefSeq and is a predicted model, not a curated record. NCBI's taxonomy places the organism in Eukaryota, Viridiplantae, Streptophyta, Magnoliopsida, Proteales, Nelumbonaceae.
AUGGACUUGAGUAAGAAUGGAUUCUCUGGAAGCUUACCGACAUGGAUCGGAAAAAGCUUAUCGAAGCUGAUGAUUCUUGGCAUACGCUCAAACAGAUUCAGUGGCACCAUUCCCUCAGACUGGUGCCAUCUCAGUUCUCUUCAAGUCUUGGACCUUUCACAAAACAAUCUAUCAGGAACCAUACCAGGAUGCUUCAGCAACCUGACUGCAAUGACUUCAAUGAACAAAUCACAGGAUCCUAUUUCUCACCUAACAUAUGGUGGUGAUUUUGUAGAGGAAGCAACUUUCUUGACGAAAGGAAAAGAGCAAGAAUAUAACAAAAUCCUUCACCUUUUGGUGAGCAUGGACCUGUCAGGCAAUUAUUUAUCUGGAGAGAUACCUGGAGGACUAACAAGACUUCUGGGCUUGCUGUCCUUGAAUUUAUCUGGAAAUCAUUUGACAGGAAAGAUCCCUGAGAAGAUCGGUGACAUGGGAUCAUUAGAAUCCAUUGAUCUCUCACAGAACCAACUUUCAGGUGCAAUUCCUUCAAGCAUUUCGGUUUUAACCUUUCUGAGCUAUUUCAAUGUGUCAUAUAACAGGCUGUCAGGGAGGAUUCCAUCCAGCACUCAGCUCCAGAGCCUAAGCCCAUCCAGCUUUAUCGGCAAUGAACUCUGUGGACCUCCUCUCACAGAGAAAUGCCCCGAAGAUGACAAAUUUGAAGGUGACCCAGUUGCUGAAAAUAAUGAUGGAGACGAAGACUUUGAUGAUGAGUUUGAACUGAAGUCGUUCUAUCUUAGCAUGGCACUGGGUUUUGUUGUGGGUUUCUGGGUUGUAUGGGGUCCCUUACUGUUCAAAAGGUCGUGGAGAGCUGUCUACUUCCGAGGUGGUGGUGGAGGCUAUGGCGGUGGCGAUGCUGGUGGAGGCUAUGGAUCUAGCAGUGGCGGAAACUAUGGAACUGGUGGUGGUAGUGACUAUGCAGGUAUUGCUAGCGGGGGCUAUGGAGGUAGCAAUGGGGGCGGGGGUCACAAAAGCAGCGGUGGCAAUGGUGGAGAUUAUGGAGGAAGUGGUGGUGGAGGUGGUGGUGGUGGAGGUUAUGGGAGUGGCAGUAGGGGUAGUGGAAAUUAUGGAGGUAGAGGUGGCGAUGGGGGUGGAAAUUAUGGCUUUCAUAGGAUGGUGGUGGAGGUUGCAGCAAAAUGCACUCAAGAAUAG